AUGUUCCCUUGCACAAGCGCAUCUUUGCUGGGCAAAUGCUGCAUUACUAGGCGCAACUUUGAGCGCUUCUCAGGAGCCAAUCAAUCACUAUUCCUGCAAGUUUUUAGCCAGAGGCGAUGGCUACUGUCUUGGCCACUCGUGCAACAUGCGGCUGGGCGGUUAGCAAGGUCCAGACAGGUCCCAAAAGCUGAGAAGCUCAAUCGGCAGGCGUCCCAUCUGAAGCAGCAGGGGGAACAGUCUAGCAGAGGGGCGGGCGUAACAGCAAAGGCCUCUAAGGUGGACAAGUCAGUCGUCAUUCCAGAGCCUGACUACCGUCUUGCGUUGUCCCUUCUAGGUAUUGCUGGCACUCUCGCCAUUGGCGCCAAGGCUGAACUGUUGGCAGCUCCGUUUGGUCUUCUCGGGGCGCUUCUGCUCGUCCAAACGUCUCGAGUCAAGUUCGUGUUUGACAAGGAAACCCUGAGCGUGUUGAUUGGCAAAGAGUUGGAGUCGUCUGGCGAGAACACCUUCGUGGGCGGCGAGAACAGAUGGAGGUUUGACACCUUCACGAACUGGGAGUUUUGGUGGCCCAACUUCCCUGUACUAGUCUACUUCAAGGAGACACAAACCAAACCAGAGGGUCAGAUUCAUUUCUUCCCCGUAAUCCUGAACGGAAAGCAGUUGUACGAGGUGAUGGUGGAGCGUUGCGGCCCUUCUCAAAAUAGUGGACCCAAGUAAAGUUGCCAGCGGUAGUCCUUUUGUAAUUUAUAGAUUGAGUGAGUCUGCUAUUGGAGCUUUGAUUCAUACGAUGCUUUUGCGGCAGUGCGAUACAAUUGUGCACACAGUCUCAAGACAUUAGACCGUCUCUUUUCUUUGGUACUACUCCAUUGAGAAGUAUGCGAGACAACCAAGAAGAAUUCGGUGAGGAGAUUCCUUAUGCAAUGUGGGUGUCGAAACUUCCUCGGUUGAUCAGUCCCACAAAUCUGGUUGGCAAUCUUACAUCGACUAGCUCAUGC
This is a messenger RNA of Klebsormidium nitens, 992 nucleotides long. The record is from the annotation of a GenBank genome assembly. Lineage: Eukaryota; Viridiplantae; Streptophyta; Klebsormidiophyceae; Klebsormidiales; Klebsormidiaceae.